Messenger RNA from Sitodiplosis mosellana (orange wheat blossom midge), 1370 nucleotides. It is a transcript of the gene pch2, whose product is annotated as pachytene checkpoint protein 2 homolog. The coding region runs from base 62 to 1318 and encodes 418 amino acids. Gene Ontology annotation, biological process: reciprocal meiotic recombination; meiotic recombination checkpoint signaling. The record is from RefSeq and is a predicted model, not a curated record. The transcript has 7 exons. Gene Ontology annotation, cellular component: chromosome; nucleus. Gene Ontology annotation, molecular function: ATP hydrolysis activity; ATP binding. NCBI's taxonomy places the organism in Eukaryota, Metazoa, Arthropoda, Insecta, Diptera, Cecidomyiidae.
UAGAUUUAAUGUUUUGAAAUAGUGUCAGUAUUUAACAUAAAAGAUCGACGAAGGUAAGCACAUGGAUUAUAUUUCAACGGGAGAUUCCAUCGAAAUGGAUUGCAAUAUUAAUGCAAUUCUUCCAACCGUCUACGUGGAAAUCCUUCGAAGACAAUCAGCGAAGACAAUUUCUGAUGAGGAAUUACACCGUAUUGUGUUCGAUUUUUUGAAACAACAAAAAAGCCAUCAACCACUUGUAAAAUGUGACACGGAAUCUUCGAUUUCCGAAUUGGUCGAGGAAGUCACCAUCAGUCAGCCAAUUUUGUUACAUGACGCUGAAUUUGAAGAUGUCAAAUUUUUCACAUACACUGUGAAUAAUUAUAAUGCGGAAAUUGAAACAAUUGAAACUGCGGACGGUGAUAAUGAUGACAUUCCCGCAUCUCAACAUUGGAUUCUACCAAAUCGAGAAUUUCAAGGACAAUGGGAAUAUUUACAUUACGAAGACGAUCUCAAAGAAAAUCUCCUGCGAUUUUCCAAGACUAUCAUGUUAUUUGCCCUUAAGAAUGUUGACAUCAAUGCAAUCUCUUGUAAUAAACUGGUACUGCUGCAUGGGCCGCCAGGUACUGGAAAAACCUCGCUUUGCAAAUCGUUGGCUCAAAAAAUAUCAAUUCAUAUGAAUGACAGAUUUCGGUACACGCAUUUAUUCGAAAUUAACAGCCACAGUUUGUUUUCGAAAUGGUUUUCGGAAAGCGGCAAAUUGGUAUUGAAAAUGUUCACAACGAUCAAAGAUGUGGCAGAAGAUCCAUUGUCUCUGGUUGUAAUUUUGAUAGAUGAAGUCGAAUCGAUUGCGUACGCUCGUGAUUCCGUAUCAUCUCAUGAGCCAUCAGAUUCCAUUCGCGUAGUAAAUUCUUUACUCACACAACUAGAUCAGCUGCGCAGACAAACAAAUGUCCUUGUGUUGACUACAUCCAAUCUAUCAUCUUCGAUUGAUAUUGCCUUCGUUGAUCGCGCUGAUCUUAAGCAAUACGUUGGGUACCCUACCCCAGUGGCUAUAUAUCACAUAUUCAAAACUGGAAUUGACGAAUUAAUUAAGGUUAAAAUCGUGACUAAUCCAAACGAAAACGAUGAUGAAUGGAAUUCUGAAGGUGCGAUUCAUUUACUAGACAUAUCUAAAAAAUGCGAAGGGUUGAGUGGACGGUCGUUGCGAAAAUUACCAUUGCUAGCUCAUGCUUGGUUCGUCCACAAAAACUCAGUUGACCUUCACACAUUCCUGAAUGCUUUGGACGAUGCUGUCGAUAAGCAUUUGGCCGAUACUCUUGCUAUCGAAAAAAAGACAUGAAUUGUUUUCCAUUUUGACUAUGUGAAUAAAUAAGAAGAUGAUAAACAAUGAA